GAUGAGUAAUCGAGAGGUGGUCAUUCUGAGUGUGGGAGGUGUGAGAUUUGUAACCCGGGCUUCUACCUUGCAGCAGUUCCCUGAGUCCAGGCUGGCACGGAUGUUGAAUGACGAUGACCAGGAAUUUAAACUGGUGAAUGGAGAGUUUUUUGUGGACAGAGAUGGAACUUUGUUUACUUACAUCAUGGACUUCUUGAGGACUCUCCAGGUUUCCUUACCUACUGGUUUCUCAGACUAUCAGAGGCUGCAGAGAGAAGCAGAAUUCUAUGGGCUCUACCCUCUGGCUGACCUCCUGAGCCAGGAACACUUGCUGAAGCCGAGGCUGGAGAUCUUGGAAGUGCGUUUUUCUCUCCAAGAGAUGCAGGCCUUUUUCCGGAUCUUUGGUUCCUGCAGUACCACUGUUGAGACCCUGUCUGAACAGAUCGCUGUGUUCGCAGGGCAGCAGUCAGGACAGAGCUGGAACAGCCCUUUUCCUUCUCAGAAACCACUCGUUCCACUUCCUUUGGAAAGACCUUCUCAUCACGACUUGGUUUUUCAGUGUGGUACCGACUACUCUGCUGGUGACCAGUUUGUGGCCAGGUAUGUUUCCAUAAAGCCUGAUAAUAGAAAGCUGAUUAACGGUACUAAUGUGCUAGGCCUGCUGCUUGACACUUUGCUCAAAGAUGGAUUUCGCCUCAUAAGCACCAGGACAGUCUCCAGUGAAGAGAAAGUCGAAUGCUACAGUUUUGAAAGGAUGAGGAGACCACCAGGCCUCACCGUCAGGGUCAGCCAAACCCCAGGGAGCUCCGGGGCAGCACAGGCAAAGAGAAGCCAAGCGCAGAAAGGGAAAUAAAGCCUUUUCCUUUCAUCUUUUGAAGGUGGAAGAGGGGUGUGUCGCCACUCGUGGCCUUUUUCUGUUGGCUUGUUUGAAACUGCGACUAUUGAGGGAAGUAACAAACAAACAAUAUUUUUUUUUUUUCAAGUAUUU
Molecule: messenger RNA, 967 nt
Organism: Chroicocephalus ridibundus (black-headed gull)
Lineage: Eukaryota; Metazoa; Chordata; Aves; Charadriiformes; Laridae
Gene: KCNRG
Product: potassium channel regulator
Exons: 2
Coding region: 2-832 (276 amino acids)
Biological process (GO): protein homooligomerization; negative regulation of delayed rectifier potassium channel activity
Cellular component (GO): endoplasmic reticulum
Molecular function (GO): protein binding
Source: RefSeq, a predicted model, not a curated record